AUGGAGAACAACGAGUUCGUGGUGCAAGUCGAUUCGACUUCAAGCGACUCCGCCUCGCCGGCGCACCCGACUGCCAACGCUACUCCUCCGCCUCCGGCAAUGCCUGCACCCGCUGCAGGAAACCCGAGCGUGGACGGUGCAGCACCCGUGGUGACGCCCGGGAGUGGCGUGGGGGAGAGUGGACAGGAGACUGCUGGGGGCAGUGCCAGUGGAGUGGGUUUGUUUGGGAGGAGGAGGAGGAGGGGGCGGCCGAGGAGGAACAAUGCCGACGAGAGCCUGAGGAUGCCCCGGCCUUCGAGACCGGGUUAUUCCGGAAACAUGGGUUGGGCCAGGCCUCUCGGAUUUGGUUCGCCGUUCCUGUCGCAAUCCAGUGAUUGGCUCUCGAACACGGCCUGUUGGGACUUCACUACGCAUAUGAUCAUGGUGAAUGCUGGAGAGGAUGUAGCUAGAAAGAUUGUUGCAAUUGUUCGCAGGAGCCAAAGAGGAGUUUGCGUACUUUGUGCAACAGGAGCUAUAUCUAAAAUUGCUAUUCACGGGCCCGGGUCCCCCGGUGGAAGCAUGGAAUUCGAGGGUCGAUUUGAGAUAGUGUCUCUAUCAGGAUCGUUCACCGUGGCUAAUGCUAGCACUAGCAGGGGCGUGAUGGGCGGAUUAAGCGUGUCAUUAGCAUGCGCUGAUGGUCGGAUCAUAGGAGGAGGGCUUGCUGGUCCACUAGUAGCUGCUACCCCCAUUCAAAUGAUAAUCGGGACUUUUGUGCCAAACAAUUUCAUGGGCCAUAACAUAAUGAACCGCCGAGAGUAUGCAUCGACUUCCGCAUCACCCGGGAUAGGACCUCACUCGACGACUGGAGCAGUUCCCAAUACUUCCCCACCGGGAUUCGAGGGCCAUAUGUAUUCUACGCCAAUGCAGGCUGGUCGUCAGUUUAAUGACGUCGCAGGUGACAAUGAUAUCCGGAGGAAUGCAUCCGCUGGUGGUGCUGGGAUAAACAAUCCUGAGAAUGUGCCUGCCCAAAGGACAUCUCCCGAGAUGAAUAUGUUCGGUGCUCCGUGA
Messenger RNA from Punica granatum (pomegranate), 1047 nucleotides. NCBI's taxonomy places the organism in Eukaryota, Viridiplantae, Streptophyta, Magnoliopsida, Myrtales, Lythraceae. The record is from RefSeq and is a predicted model, not a curated record.